Molecule: messenger RNA, 2617 nt
Organism: Dermacentor silvarum
Lineage: Eukaryota; Metazoa; Arthropoda; Arachnida; Ixodida; Ixodidae
Product: CCR4-NOT transcription complex subunit 7
Exons: 1
Coding region: 948-2024 (358 amino acids)
Cellular component (GO): CCR4-NOT core complex; P-body; CCR4-NOT complex
Molecular function (GO): nucleic acid binding; poly(A)-specific ribonuclease activity
Source: RefSeq, a predicted model, not a curated record
GUCACUCCAUGAACCGCAAGAGAUACGCGCGCUACAGGCGUCAUGGCAUGCGCGGAGCCAGCGCCUCCUCUGGCAGAGCAGACGACAAAACAGAUAAGCAAGCUGGCGCCGUUGCUAUAGCAAAGAGGGAAACCGAGAGACCCAAACUUUUUUUGUUUCUUUUUGUAUUGCCACUGGUUCAGUCUAUAAACAGCCUUUUCGCGCAAUCCUGUCCAUUCUAAUAUGCCCAAAGCCACAGACGUGUACCGGUACUGUUCUGAACUAAAAUAUUUGUUAAAAACGUCCUUGUCAAUACAGGCUCGUUUUAAGGUGACUAACAGAAAAGCUUGUUUAUUAGAGAGCCAUAAAAACAAAACUGAUGGGCCAGCAGCGCCACAAAGACGAACUAGGCAAGUUAUAAAAUCGAAAUGAAAGGCCUUUUCUGGUCACGCUCAGCCAAGGAGGUUUUAAAAAAAACUUCUGGAGUGGAGAUGAUGUCCUAAAGGUGAAGCCGGCCGCCGCCACCUUAUCAAGGGAAUCGAUUAACGUUUUGCCAUAUAGAUGCUUCUCGAUGUCCCUGUCUGUGUUCCCUGGUUUUAGGAUGAAGCUUGAAGGUCUUGGCAACUUGUAUGGGAGAUCAGGGAGUCACUACUCAGCCAAUGGCAAUAUUUUAGCCCAAAACAACAUUCUGCCAACUGUUCUCCGUGUAGUUCAGCACGCCUUCCAAAGGUGAAGUAGGGGCAAGCGCUGGCUCCACCUUUGCUGUCAAGAAUCUGCGAGGGCUGCCACUCCAAAUUUUUUUUUUCGCUCAGCUAGAGCAACUGAAAGCAGAAUUCACGUAAAAGUUGUGAAAAUGUAGCCGAAACGUUAAUUUAAAAAUUUUCCUGCGCCAAUUAAUUAAUCAGGCGCGCGCAUUUUUCCUCGAAGCGACGCGGCGCGGUAGUCGUCAUUGUCACUACACAAUCCACAUGGUGCCUACCAGUCCAAGAGUGCUGUUAUGCAGCAUGCCUGUUCUCAGCCAAGCGAUGAGUACCUUGAGUAUUAACAGCGCCGAUAGCGCCGAAGAUAAUGGCCAAAAUGUCCUGGAAGUCACCAACGAGGCCUGCGGAAUCCGCGACGUCUGGGCCGGCAAUCUUGAAGAAGAGUUAGGCACCAUCAGGAAGCUGGUUCAGAAGUACAAAUACGUCGCCAUGGACACAGAGUUCCCAGGCGUGGUAGCGCGGCCAAUAGGUAAAUUCCCAAGCUUCACAGCAUAUCAAUACCAGAUGUUGCGCUACAAUGUGGACCUGCUCAAAAUUAUCCAACUGGGUAUCACUUUUUUCGACGAGAACGGCAACAGACCCAAACCUUUCUGUACCUGGCAAUUCAACUUCAAGUUUAGCCUAGCCAAAGACAUGUUCGCACAGGACUCCAUCGACCUGCUCAUCAACUCUGGUCUCCAGUUUAGCAGGCACGAAACGGAUGGCAUAGACGUGUCCGACUUUGCCGAACUGUUCAUCCCAUCGGGGGUGGCUCUCUCGGACGAGGUCCAGUGGCUCACUUUUCACAGCGGCUACGACUUCGGCUACCUGCUGAAGACGCUGAGCGGCGAGAACCUGCCAGCGGACGACAAGGAGUUCUUUGAACUGGUUAAAAUCUACUUUCCCCGCAUCUACGAUGUCAAGUACCUGAUGAAGAGUUGCGGAAGCCUGAGAGGAGGCCUACAAGAGGUGGCUAGGCAGCUCCAGUUGGAAAGAAUCGGGCAACAACACCAAGCAGGCAGCGACAGCUUGCUCACUGGUGCAGCCUUCUUCAAGAUGCGAAAAGUGUUCUUUCAAGACAAGAUUGACGACGAGAAGUUCAACGGGUUCCUGUACGGCCUGGGCACGACGUACACGACGAACGACAACAAAAUGUAUGAAGUCAAGGCACCCCCCAAUGGUCAGGCUCAGAUCCUAUCGGGGAGUCCUCCCACCGUCGUCUAUAUGCCAGACAAAUCACCAGGAACUUCGUGCCCUGACAGCCUUCGGCAUCCUGCCACCACUGAGCUGGCUCGCUACUCUUAAGAGAUGAGCCCAGCCAUUCUGUGCAGACUCUGAGUGCUCAAUUGUGACUGCUAGUGUGCUUUUUGGGUUUAGUUUGCCUCUCAUUGUGUUUCCAUCCUGUUAUCUCCGUUAGUCUGCACAGUUUCCUUUUUCGCAACUUAAGGCCCUUUCCAUAAUCUCAUUUCUCCACUGUUAUUACUGUCAUGGGAAAACAAAUAGUUUUACGUGUCAGCCAUCGUGCUUAUUGCGCAGCUUCCGCCAUAGAGUUUCUUAAUAAAAAUUUACCAGAAAGAAUUCUGGCACUGCGAUCGUUCAACUGCCUUGACAAUCAAUCCAUAAACGUUGACGGGAACGAUGCUUAGUGCACGUGUUUGUCUAACUAUGGAGGAAAAAAAUAGGAGGGAGCCUGACGUAGCUCGGCUAGCCUCAACAAGCCAACCUACUCUCGUACCCAUGUCGCCCAUGCUACCAGCGCGGUGGCUCAUGGGAACGAGUAGGCCCACGUGGCUGCCGGAGCAUUUACGAGAUUGUUCCGUUCGUGGCAUAGAGUUUGCUACAAUUAUUAGAGGGAACUAUGGCACAGCGAUCGUUCAUGGAUUCGUCUGAUCUUCGUU